Molecule: messenger RNA, 333 nt
Organism: Fonsecaea nubica
Lineage: Eukaryota; Fungi; Ascomycota; Eurotiomycetes; Chaetothyriales; Herpotrichiellaceae
Exons: 2
Coding region: 1-333 (110 amino acids)
Cellular component (GO): ubiquitin ligase complex
Source: RefSeq, a predicted model, not a curated record
AUGGGUCUUGCGUAUAACGUCUACCUCAACUCUGCUAAAAUAUUUGGCUGCAAGAACUGCAAGACACACCUCGCUGACUUCGACGACAUAAUUUCGCGCAACUUCCGGGGCCAGCAUGGGAAGGCCUUUCUGUUCUCGACGGUCGUCAAUAUCAAGCAGGCCGAGGCUAUGGAACGCAAUAUGACCACCGGAAGACAUAUCGUGAGAGAUAUCAAGUGCAAACAGUGUGAUGAGACAGUGGGUUGGAAAUACGACAAGGCAUACGAGGCGGCAGAAAAGUACAAGGAGGGCAAAUUCAUACUGGAAAGUGAACUGCUUUGCACGGUGACUUGA